UCCUUUCUUUCUUUCUUUUCUUUUUUUUUUUUUUCCCUUUCGCUUUAAACCCCGCCGUGUUUACGGCCGGCUUCCAGGAAAACCAGCGCCCGGCCCCUCGGCGUGGGCGUUCCUCCGCCGGCCUCAACAACUCCGACGAGACAUGGCCGAGGGAAACGCGGUGAGAAACCUCCGGGAGGAAGCCACCUGCGCCGUCUGCUUGGAUUUUUUCCGCCGGCCCGUGAUGCUCCUGGCCUGCGGCCACAACUUCUGCCACGCCUGCGUCGCUCGCUGCGCCCAGAAGGGCGGCGGGGCCGCAUCGUGCCCCCAGUGCCGCCUGCCUUUCCCCCGCGGCGCCUUCCGCCCCAACCGGCAGCUGGCCAACGUGGUGGCCGCCGUGCGGGAGCUGGUGGCGGAGGAGCAGGAUUUGGGCCUGCCGGCCGCGAGCCGGGCUGGCGGUGCUCACGGCGAGCGUCGCGCCCACCUCGAGGACCGGCAGGAACCCACCCCGUCCUCCUCCGCGCCCCAGGAGCACCUCGGACCCCCCCCAAAAAACCCACAAGAGGACGAGGGAGCUGCCGCGCCGCUGACACCCCCGGGGGGGGGGGACGGGGGCCAGCAGGCGCUGCUGGCACGAGUGGAGGCCGAGAGGCAGAAGCUGCUGGCGGUGCUGGGGGGGCUGCGGGGGCUCGUGGGCCAGCAGGAAUCGCGGCUGCUGGCCCGCCUGGGCCACCUGCGGCGCGGGCUGGAGGAGGCCAAGGGCCGGCAAGCCGGCGGAGAUCGAUGGGAUUGCAGCAUCACCCCGAGCAGGAGCACGGAGCGGAGGCCGCGGCCGCUGGAGCUCGAAGCGGAGCUCGAGGACUUCUCCCAGAAAAACAACGCCCUGGCAGCGGUGGUGGAGCGGCUCAAAGAUGUCCUGGCUUGCUCCCUGGAGGAAGACCUGGGGGGAUACCAGAAAGCGAGCGUGACCCUGGACCCGGCCACCGCUCACCCCCAGAUCUUGGUGUCUCCGGACGGCCGCAGCGCCCGGCGCUGCAAAACCCCUCGGGACCCUCUUCCGGGGAGCUCCGAGCGCUUCGAGGCUCUCCGUUGCGUCCUGGGCCGCCAGGGCUUCGCUGAAGGGCGGCACCGUUGGGCCGUGGAGGUGCCGCCGGGGCCCGACUGGGCUCUGGGGGUGGCUCGGGAAUUCGUGCCCCGCAAGGGAUGCUACGGGUUGAGCCCCGCGCGGGGCGUUUGGGCAGUGGGGCAGUGGUUGGGGCAGCUGCGGGCGCUCACCUGGCCCAGCCCCACCUGCCUGCCCCUGGCCCGGGUGCCGAAACGCAUCGAGGUGGCCCUGGAUUACGGAGGAGGGCGGGUGGCUUUCCGCGACGCCGACAGCGAGGCCGAGAUCUUCGCCUUUCCCCCGGCGGCGUUCGCCGGAGAGAGGCUCCGGCCCCUGCUGUGGUUGGGAGAGGGGCCGGCCCUGCUCACCUUUUGCCCCUAAAAAAAUCCCCCAAACCCUCACGUUUUGCCCCAAACCAACUCCCCAGGCUUCUCCCCACCGCCACAUCCUGCCCAGCUUGGCAGAAGUCCCCACACGCGCAGCCCCCGAGCUCAAUAAACAGCGCUAAAAAAACA
Cygnus atratus (black swan) is the source of this 1596-nucleotide messenger RNA. RefSeq names its product zinc finger protein RFP-like. The transcript is spliced from 7 exons. The record is from RefSeq and is a predicted model, not a curated record. NCBI's taxonomy places the organism in Eukaryota, Metazoa, Chordata, Aves, Anseriformes, Anatidae. Gene Ontology annotation, molecular function: protein binding. Bases 143 to 1462 code for a protein of 439 amino acids.